Molecule: messenger RNA, 708 nt
Organism: Ipomoea nil (Japanese morning glory)
Lineage: Eukaryota; Viridiplantae; Streptophyta; Magnoliopsida; Solanales; Convolvulaceae
Product: RNA-directed DNA polymerase homolog
Exons: 1
Coding region: 1-708 (235 amino acids)
Source: RefSeq, a predicted model, not a curated record
AUGCCGGGCACUGCACCCAUCUCUAAAGCCCCGUAUCGUUUGGCUCCGCCUGAAAUGCAAGAGUUGAAGGCUCAAUUGCAAGAACUCCUUGACAAGGGUUAUAUCCGGCCAAGUACAUCGCCUUGGGGAGCUCCGGUGUUGUUUGUAAAGAAGAAGGACGGGAGUAUGAGGUUGUGUAUUGACUACCGGGAACUGAAUCAAGUUACCAUCAAGAACAAAUACCCUCAUCCAAGAAUAGAUGACUUGUUUGAUCAACUCCGUGGCGCGGGAGUGUUUUCCAAAGUUGACUUGAGGUCAAGAUACCAUCAGAUAAAGGUAGCAGACAAGGAUAUUCCUAAGACUGCGUUACGGACUCGGUACGGUCACUACGAGUUUACAGUUAUGCCGUUUGGGAUGACUAAUGCCCCUGCAGUUUUUAUGGAUCUGAUGAACAUAGUGUUCAAACCCCACCUCGAUGAUUUUGUGAUCGUGUUCAUCGACGAUAUUUUGGUCUAUUCGAAACAUAAGAGAGAGCAUGUUGGACAUCUUUGGACGGUACUUCAGAUCUUGAGGGAGAAACAGUUGUAUGCCAAGUUCUCUAAGUGCGAAUUCUGGAGAGACAGUGUGACGUUUCUAGGCCACGUGAUUGAUAGUAGAGGGAUUUCUGUGGAUCCGGACAAGAUACGGGCAGUGAAGGAAUGGACUGCACUUCAUCGAUGUCGGAAGUAA